Molecule: messenger RNA, 4687 nt
Organism: Octodon degus (degu)
Lineage: Eukaryota; Metazoa; Chordata; Mammalia; Rodentia; Octodontidae
Gene: Dennd5a
Product: DENN domain containing 5A
Exons: 23
Coding region: 259-3834 (1191 amino acids)
Molecular function (GO): guanyl-nucleotide exchange factor activity; small GTPase binding
Source: RefSeq, a predicted model, not a curated record
GCGCCCAGUCGCUUUGCCGACUACUUUGUCAUCUGCGGGCUGGACACCGAGACCGGGCUGGAGCCGGACGAGCUGUCGGCAUUAUGCCAGUACAUUCAGGCUUCUAAAGCCAGGGAUGGUGCCAGCCCUUUCAUUUCCAGUACGACUGAAGGAGAAAAUUUUGAGCAGACACCAUUGAGACGAACAUUCAAGUCUAAGGUCCUUGCCCGUUAUCCCGAGAAUGUAGAAUGGAAUCCAUUUGACCAAGAUGCAGUGGGAAUGCUCUGUAUGCCCAAAGGGCUGGCAUUCAAGACCCAGGCUGAUCCUAGGGAGCCCCAGUUCCAUGCCUUUAUUAUCACAAGGGAGGAUGGCUCUCGGACAUUUGGGUUUGCCCUCACAUUUUAUGAAGAGGUGGCAAGCAAGCAAAUCUGCAGUGCCAUGCAGACCCUCUACCACAUGCACAAUGCUGAAUAUGAUGUCUUUCAUACCCCCCUUACUGAUGGCCGGGACCAGAGUAGCAUGGAAGAUGGUGAAGGAACUCCUGGGACCAAGCUGCAGCGCUUCAAUUCAUACGACAUCAGCCGGGACACUCUCUACGUCUCUAAGUGCAUCUGCCUCAUCACACCCAUGUCCUUCAUGAAGGCUUGUCGGAGUGUGUUGGAGCAGCUCCACCAGGCUGUCACUUCACCUCAGCCCCCACCUCUACCCCUUGAGAGCUACAUAUACAAUGUGCUUUACGAGGUGCCACUUCCACCACCUGGUCGGUCCUUGAAGUUUUCCGGGGUCUAUGGGCCAAUAAUCUGCCAGAGACCAAGUACCAAUGAGCUUCCACUAUUUGACUUUCCUGUCAGAGAGGUCUUUGAACUGCUUGGUGUGGAGAAUGUGUUUCAGCUUUUCACUUGUGCCCUUCUGGAGUUUCAAAUCUUGCUCUACUCGCAGCAUUACCAGAGACUGAUGACUGUGGCAGAGACGAUUACAGCGCUCAUGUUUCCUUUCCAGUGGCAGCAUGUCUAUGUCCCUAUUCUCCCAGCUUCUCUCCUGCAUUUCUUAGAUGCGCCUGUUCCCUACCUGAUGGGCUUACACUCUAAUGGACUGGAUGACCGGUCAAAGCUGGAGUUGCCUCAAGAGGCUAACCUCUGCUUUGUGGAUGUUGACAACCACUUCAUUGAGCUGCCAGAGGAUCUGCCUCAGUUUCCCAACAAAUUGGAAUUUGUCCAGGAGGUCUCUGAGAUUCUCAUGGCAUUUGGCAUUCCCCCUGAAGGAAACCUUCACUGCAGUGAGAGUGCCUCCAAACUGAAGAGGCUCCGGGCCUCUGAGCUCGUCUCUGACAAGAGGAAUGGGAACAUUGCCAGCUCUCCUUUGCAUUCCUAUGAGCUCCUCAAGGAGAAUGAAACUAUUGCCCGGCUCCAAGCCUUGGUCAAGCGGACUGGGGUGAGCCUGGAAAAGUUGGAAGUGCGUGAAGACCCCAGUAGCAAUAAGGAUCUAAAAGUUCAAUGUGAUGAAGAAGAACUCAGGAUUUACCAGCUAAACAUUCAGAUCCGGGAAGUUUUUGCAAAUCGUUUUACUCAGAUGUUUGCAGAUUAUGAAGUAUUUGUCAUUCAGCCCAGCCAGGAUAAGGAGUCCUGGUUUACCAACAGGGAGCAGAUGCAAAACUUUGAUAAAGCAUCUUUUCUGUCAGAUCAGCCCGAGCCCUACCUGCCCUUCCUCUCAAGAUUCCUGGAGACACAGAUGUUUGCUUCUUUCAUUGAUAACAAGAUCAUGUGCCAUGAUGAUGAUGAUAAAGACCCCGUACUCCGGGUAUUUGAUUCCCGAGUAGACAAGAUCAGACUGCUGAAUGUGCGCACGCCUACCCUCCGCACCUCUAUGUAUCAGAAGUGUACCACCGUCGAUGAAGCAGAGAAGGCAAUUGAGCUGCGCCUGGCAAAAAUUGAUCAUACUGCAGUUCAUCCACAUUUACUUGACAUGAAGAUUGGACAAGGGAAGUAUGAGCCGGGCUUUUUCCCUAAGCUCCAGUUUGAUGUACUUUCUACGGGGCCAGCCAGCAACAAGUGGACAAAAAGGAAUGCCCCUGCCCAGUGGAGGCGGAAAGACCGGCAGAAGCAGCAUACAGAACACCUGCGUUUAGAUAAUGACCAAAGAGAGAAGUACAUCCAGGAAGCCAGGAAUAUGGGCAGCACUAUCCGCCAGCCCAAACUAUCCAACCUGUCUCCGUCAGUCAUUGCUCAGACCAACUGGAAGUUUGUAGAGGGUCUGCUGAAGGAAUGCCGCAACAAGACCAAGAGGAUGCUGGUGGAAAAGAUGGGCCGUGAGGCUGUGGAGCUCGGGCAUGGGGAAGCAAGCAUCACUGGUGUGGAAGAGAACACUCUGAUUGCCAGCCUCUGUGACCUCCUGGAGAGAAUCUGGAGUCACGGGCUUCAGGUGAAGCAGGGGAAAUCAGCCUUGUGGUCUCACCUGUUACAUUAUCAGGAAAACCGGCAGAGAAAACUCACAUCAGGAAGCCUCAGUACCUCAGGAAUACUUCUUGAUUCAGAACGGAGGAAGUCUGAUGCCAACUCAGUCAUGUCUCCCCUGAGGAUCUCCUUGAUUCAGGAUAUGAGGCACAUCCAGAACAUUGGGGAAAUCAAGACUGAUGUAGGGAAGGCCAGAGCAUGGGUGCGACUCUCCAUGGAAAAAAAGCUACUUUCCAGACACCUGAAACAGCUUCUCUCAGAGCAUGAACUCACCAAAAAGUUGUACAAGCGCUAUGCCUUCCUGCGCUGCGACGACGAGAAGGAGCAGUUCCUCUAUCACUUGCUCUCUUUUAAUGCUGUCGAUUACUUCUGCUUCACCAAUGUCUUCACAACGAUCUUGAUACCAUACCACAUUCUCAUCGUACCAAGCAAGAAGCUGGGGGGCUCCAUGUUCACGGCCAACCCAUGGAUCUGUAUCGCAGGAGAGCUGGGUGAAACACAGGUCCUGCAGAUUCCCAGGAAUGUGCUAGAGAUGACCUUUGAGUGCCAGAAUUUGGGGAAGCUCACUACUGUCCAGAUUGGCCAUGACAACUCUGGGCUGUAUGCCAAAUGGCUUGUGGAGUAUGUGAUGGUCAGAAAUGAGAUCACAGGACAUAGCUAUAAGUUCCCAUGUGGCCGGUGGCUAGGGAAGGGCAUGGAUGAUGGAAGCCUGGAGCGGGUCCUAGUUGGGGAGCUGCUCACAUCCCUGCCGGAGGUGGAUGAGCGGCCAUGUCGGACCCCACCACUGCAGCAGUCCCCCAGCGUCAUCCGGAGGCUGGUCACCAUCUCGCCCAACAACAAGCCCAAGCUGAACACCGGGCAGAUCCAGGAAUCCAUCGGGGAGGCAGUCAACGGCAUUGUGAAGCACUUCCAUAAGCCCGAGAAAGAGCGAGGCAGUCUGACGCUGUUGCUUUGUGGAGAGUGUGGGCUUGUCUCAGCACUGGAACAGGCUUUCCAGCAUGGAUUUAAGUCACCCCGGCUCUUCAAGAAUGUUUUCAUUUGGGAUUUCCUGGAAAAAGCACAAACCUAUUAUGAGACAUUGGAGCAGAAUGAGGUAGUCCCUGAGGAAAACUGGCAUACAAGAGCUCGGAACUUCUGCCGAUUUGUCACUGCAAUCAACAACACUCCUCGAAACAUCGGCAAGGACGGCAAGUUUCAGAUGCUGGUGUGCUUGGGAGCCAGGGAUCACCUGUUGCACCACUGGAUCGCUCUGCUGGCCGAUUGCCCCAUCACUGCACACAUGUAUGAGGACGUGGCGCUCAUCAAAGACCACACACUGGUCAACUCUUUGAUCCGUGUCCUGCAGACGUUGCAGGAGUUCAACAUCACGCUAGAGACAUCCCUCGUCAAGGGCAUCGACAUCUGACCUCCCGCACCAGCCAGCAGCAAGAGCAGGAAAGAUGCCUGCAGCUCUGCCCUUCUUCCCAAAGGGACCCACGCAAGUUGUGCAGAGCAUGGAGAGGGGGAGUUGUACACUCACUGUAAAAAGAAAACUAGAGGAUUUUUGGAAAAAAAUAAUCUAUUUUAGAGUUUAUUUGCUGAUUUGCUUUUUACACACUUUCAUGUGAAAGAGUGAUAGUGAGAGGGAGCGAGGUUGGUGCCGCUUAUUUUGAAGCUGGUGCCUCCUUCGCGUGGCCACACACGGCGCCGUGGCCUCCUGGACUGAGCCCGCUUGGGCGGCUCCGCCUCCUUGCCCCGCCGUGUUGAUGAGGCCAUUCCACAUCGUUUUUAACUAAUGUUUUCUAUAUUAACAUUAUUACGGAUGUUUGGCUCUCAUGGGCCACACACAGGUGUGCUGAGCAGGAAGCCCGCGCUCCGGCCAAGGGGUUUUAGUAGUGCCUCUAAGCAAGCGCUAGGAGCCAGCCCCAUGUCAUGUUUUUGGGUUUUUGUUUUGGUUUUCUUGGUCAGUAUUAUUUGGGAAGGAGACAUGCUGAGAUGUGUCACACACUGUCGCCAUGCAGAGAGGCACGUCUCCUCUUGGCACACAGUUGCACAGAAGUAAACAUAAGCAUGUUUUAACAACUUUUCUUUUUCUUACACCUUAUUUAAUGCUCCGUUGUGUGUUUUUAAGUAUUUCUUUUUCUUUUCUUUUUUCUUGUUUUAAAGAAAGGAAAAGCUUGUCACGAUCUUAACUGGCUAUGUUAUUACUGUUAAAUUUAUGUUCUGCAACUUAGAAACCAGCUACCAUAUGGCCCACUUAAUAAACACCUGAAACAAAA